Molecule: messenger RNA, 3993 nt
Organism: Penaeus chinensis
Lineage: Eukaryota; Metazoa; Arthropoda; Malacostraca; Decapoda; Penaeidae
Exons: 16
Coding region: 373-3993 (1206 amino acids)
Biological process (GO): G protein-coupled receptor signaling pathway; cell surface receptor signaling pathway
Cellular component (GO): membrane
Molecular function (GO): G protein-coupled receptor activity
Source: RefSeq, a predicted model, not a curated record
GGUGAGGAAAGGAGUAACCCAAAAGACUGGCGGGAUAGACUCACGUUUUUUCGUUAUUAUAAUUUCAUUGUUUCUGUGAUAGGAUAUAUGUUACAUAGAGAUAUAGCUUUAGAAAAUCGUACUGAACACGUGCCCUGAUGAAUAACGCAAUAAUUUGAAAGACUUGGACCAACAGUAAACAAAAAUUUACAGAAAAUGUGUUGAGUUGUAAUCCGUGGCGAGAAAAACUGCAUUUAAUUUUUUUUUGACGGAUCGAUUGGGUAUAUAAAAGAACGAUCGGCGAAACACACUACGCGAAGCAGAAUUAAAGUUAGAGAUACAAGACACAGUUUAUUUUACUUCACUGAGAAAUCCUACACAUGCAUCCCAGAUAUGGCGCCCAUCUGGUGUAGCCCAGGACUUACCAUCCUGCUAGGACUUCUCUUCCUAAUGCUGAAGGGACCCUCCUCCUUCGCCCGGGUCAGUCAUGAGGACCGGAUCCUGGUGUGGGAGGAUCUGCGGGAGGAAGUGGGACAGAUGAUCAAGUACAAGAUUUGCUCGCCGAAUGAGUUCCUGUGCUGGCACGACCGGGAUGAUGAGACAUUUAGUCAAAAUACGCAGGAGCUAUGUUAUUGUGACAACGAUUGCAUUCGUUAUGGCGACUGUUGCCUGGACAAAGCUGAAGCAGACUGGGGAGACGGCAGAGAGGAAGGGAGUGGGCGGUUCAGCUGCAGGAAGAUACACUCAAUGGAUGCACAAAUGGAACUUGGAAUCCUCAUGAUAGACAGCUGCUUACCAGCCUACCACGGACUCCCUGUGGAGAGGAUGUGCCUGCAGAACGUGACGAGAGAGGCUUUCACGUUUAUUCUGGAUGUAGCUGUCACCUCUAAGACUACCAACAUCACCUACGUAAACUACUACUGCGCCUUUUGCAACAAUGACGCCUCAGACUUGCAUAACUGGACUAUCAAUAUCAUCUGCAACACGCAGGAGAUCCUGAAGGAAUUCACGAUGGUCGAGUUCAUGAGCAAGGCGACCUACUACCCGGGACGCCGUGAGUGGAGGCGCUUUACGUACAGGACGAAGGAGGAGGAGGCGAGGAAUAUCUACCAAGAGAUUCACACCUGCUAUUCCCAGAUUGACGAAUUUAACAGCGUAGAAGGGUUCGCCAGUCAAUUCGGUGGCCGACCGUGCAUCUACCCGAAGAAUGGAGCUACUGACGACGAUCCCUAUUCAAAGUCGUUCGGGGGACAAGUACGCCGUUGUCAUCCUGACUGGACCAAUCCCAUAGACUUCGAGAAAUGUCAGAGCUACUCCCUGAUGAUGACCUACAGAAACACAAAAAACAUAGUGGUGUAUAAAAACCCUCACUGCGCCAGUUGUAACUUCGCCAACGUCUCUCAAGGCAACCUUCAGUGCCUCCUCCCUCAUCAAAGGAGUUUAGCCUUCGAAAUGGCUACUAACCCCAUCCCACCCUGCUUCAGUGUCCUCAUUGACUUCCGAGGUGGCCGCUGCGAUGAGGCCACGGAGCUGUGGGAUCCGUUCCUCGAGAUCUGCCACAAGAUCCACUGCGGCCAUCUGUUCAGGCUGGUGGCCGGACGGUGCGAGAGAGACAUCAAGGUCUACGAGCCGCUCUCGAACUCGACCCUCCUGAACAGUUCGUGCCUCAAGAGGCUCCUCAACCUGACGGAGUAUGUGCCCCGAGGCGACGGCUCCAUCUUCGUCAAUACCUCCAAGAAGGUCUACGCCAAGGGGGAGUUCGAGGUCACGAAUGACACGCAGGUCUUCAUCUGCCACGACGAGAGCCACUAUGUCGACGCCUUCAGCGCCGUCCACCAGUACUUGACGCUGGUCGUGCUGAGCGUCUCCCUCGUGGCUCUGGCGCUGCACAUGGCCAUCUACAUGCUCGUCCCGCGACACAGGAACCUGCCGGGGAAGAACCUGUUCUCCCUCUCGUGCUGCCUCUUCGUCGCCCACGUCCUGUUCCUGACGGGGACGAGAGAGACGGACGUGUACGGCCUGUGCGUGUUCCUGUCGUGCAGCCUCCACUACUUCUGGCUCGCCUCCUUCUGCUGGAUGAACGUGAUGAGCGUGGACGUGUGUCGCACCUUCAGUAGCCAGCUGUACCGCGGCGACUCCGACGGCGGCAGGACCUAUCUUCUCUAUUCGCUUUACGCCUGGACGGUCCCCGCGCUCGUGGUGUCGCUGGCGCUCCUGCUGGACUGGGUCGACCUCCUGCCGGACUACCGACCGGAGUACGCGACGCGGCUCUGCUGGAUCAACAACCGCCACGGCCUGGCGCUCUUCUUCCUCCUGCCGGUGGGCGCCAUCGUCCAGGAGAACCUCGUGCUUUUCCUCAUCUCGGCUUAUGGCAUCUACAAGCAGAUGAAGGCAGCGCGUUACGCCAACGUGAAGUCACAGAGCACAAAAGAAGGAACCCAAAGGAAAAUGGAAGUCGGCUUUUCGAGCCAGGUGGCACAGACUCGCCACGCCAAGAAGGAACGAGUGAGACUUAUGCUCUAUGUGAAGCUUGGUGUCAUCCAGGGCCUCACGUGGCUCACCGGAUUCAUAGCAGCGUUCGCGGAUAUCCCCGCGUGCUGGUAUCCCUUCACGGUUCUCAACGGACUGCAGGGAGCCUUCAUCUUCAUCUUUUUCGACAUGAAGCGAAAGGUGGCGGAGUCGGUGUGGGAGGCGGUGACGGGGCGCCCAUGGACCAGGGAGACUUCAUCCGCAGUCACAGGCACGACUCCCGUAGGAAGUGCUGGGCGCGCUGACAACAGCCGUAACAAGUCGUCUGCGCCAGACAGUUCGGCAGCACCGACGAUGGCGAGUCCACUUCCAGAGUCAGCCCUCGUCAUCGCCUCUCCGCAUAGAAGUCAAGGGUCAGGGCGCAAGGCGAAGGCGGGGCACGGCGGCGCAGAAGGGGUCAGGAACGGCGACCUGCGCGGCGGAGUCGUGCGAGGCAAGUUCGACGACGAAGUUCCAGAUCCACAGGUCGCCAGGCGGCGUCCGAAGGCCGGCAUGGAGCCAGCGGUCGAGGCUUCGAGUACGCUUCCGCCGCUCUCCGGCGUCGCCCCAGACGAACUCUUCCAGACGCCGCAGGAAAAACGGAAGGCAGAGCUGCAGCGCGUUGUGGACCUUCUGCAGCAGAUGAAGGAGACGCAGAGGAACUCGAUGGAGCUGCCAGAUCUGGUGCAACAGCUACUCCUCCGAAGCGGUGCGUUGGGCAGCCCGACGGGAACGCGCGGAACGGCCAAGCUCUCUAAGUGCCACUCAUUCACGGAGGGCACAGACACCGGGCGGCAGGAGGAUCGUCAAAACGCGCUCGCCGCUCGGCUUCGGCUACUCGAGUACUCAGCGGAGUGCCCAACGAUCCACAGCCUCAUCUCGAGCCACGCCAGGGACACCGCCAGGGACACCGGCCUCCCAUAUGACGUCAACCUACCCCCGGCCGCCCACGCUACCGCCGGCAGCAACAGCAGCGGUGCCGCAGUGAGCGCUGCCUCCCAGCAGGAGAUGGCAGCAGUAGAAGUGUCCCCCUCCUGCUCUCCGGGAACGAUGAGGCGCCGACCGGCCUCUCUCAACCGCACCUGUUCGGCCAGCCUUCGCUCCGUCGACAGGGCGCAGACGGCCAGGCAGGAGAGGCAAUGGAAGCCCGUCAGCCGCCCGACCCUCAGAGCCACGCAGUCUUUUUCACACAUCUCGCACGUUGCAUUGGCGGCUGCAAUUAUGCAACGAGCAGCAUCCGACGCCAGGAAGAGAGGAGGUAGGGAUGCCCAGCCGCCACAUCCGGAAACCGUUCCGCAUACACGAGCCAGCCUCAAGAACACGCCGGAGAGUCUAUGCCUUGGUUUAAGGACAAGGGACAUGCUGCGAGGGAAAUGUAAAGGGAAAUCGCAUGGUAUGAGGAAUUCCAGUUUUGAUGAAAGGGAUGAAGGAACUGGCCAAAUGAAACUUGUCCAGUGGAUGUGCAAGAUAUGCAAGAAUGAAGAAGAAUGUUGUGUAGAAUCUUGA